Prunus armeniaca (apricot) is the source of this 285-nucleotide messenger RNA. Lineage: Eukaryota; Viridiplantae; Streptophyta; Magnoliopsida; Rosales; Rosaceae. The record is from the annotation of a GenBank genome assembly.
AUGGGUUUUCACCUGACCCCAUUUCGUGUAAAGCGCUUGUCAGUGCCUUUGUGGAGACUAAGGUUGAAAGAGGCUGGAGUGUGCCUGGCUAUAAUGACUUGGAAGGCGGCUUUGUCGGGUUGCCUUAAGGUUGGGAGGACUGAUAUUAUUUGGAAAUUGUAUCAAGAAAUGAUAGAAUGUGCUGUUGUAGCUGAUGUUGAGUUGAGACUGUUGGAUAUCUCAUUCAAGCUUUUUGUGCUGAUAACAGGGUUUUGGAGGGUUACGAACUUCUUCGACAGGUUUUGA